This is a messenger RNA of Corvus hawaiiensis (hawaiian crow), 2289 nucleotides long. Its product is annotated as interleukin-12 subunit beta-like. The record is from RefSeq and is a predicted model, not a curated record. Gene Ontology annotation, molecular function: protein binding; cytokine receptor activity. Lineage: Eukaryota; Metazoa; Chordata; Aves; Passeriformes; Corvidae. Bases 1303 to 2175 code for a protein of 290 amino acids. Gene Ontology annotation, cellular component: membrane. The transcript is spliced from 7 exons.
GGGGUCCAGCCAGGGUGGGGUCCAUCCUGCCGAGGGACAUCGCCACAGAGGGGUCCAGCCAGGGUGGGGUCUAUCCCUGCUCCUCCUGUUUCCCAAGGGCGGUUUCUGUCUGUGAGGCCUCACUGCCCUCCCACCCUUGUUUCGGGUGCCAGGCUGGGAUCCCUGGCCUUUGCAUCAGGGCUUCCCCUCUGUGGUUGUGGUUCUUCUGCAGAAGCCAAGGGGAAGCUGUGGUUGGCGAGGGGCCCCCAGAACCUGCCAUCAGCGUCUGCUUCCCCCAGACAGGACAGGAUAUGGGUGCGCCCGCGGGCAAGGUGCCCCAUCCCCUCCCACCCCCGUCGGGGUUCCCUGCAGUGCUACAGCCAAGGGCUGAGCUGCUGCCUGGAAGCCUGGGGGUCCUGGCUCUCCCUCCCCUCCCCGCAGCCCACACAGAGGCUUCAUUCUGCUCAGGGAGGGGCCCGGAUGUCCCACUGCCCCCUUAUGGCCUCAAAAGGUGAGGACUGGGCUCCCCCAGCCUCCCACAGACCCCACUUCCCCUUUGCUUUCUAGAAACUCCAGAAAGUACGUGAAAGGGUACAGCACUCCCCUGCUGGGGCGGGAUCUGCUGUGUGUCCUCAACAUGGGCUGACAUCGGUGGGGUGGCAAAGGGACAGCUGGUGACCAUGAUGAUCUCUGUCCCUAGGUCCUCAUCUCUGCACAGUGUCCCAUGGGACAUGCAGUGGCCCGAGGAGGGGAGGGAAGGGGUGAGACAACCUGGGGCAUCACCCCGAGCCUCUGUGGAAACCCUCCCCUCUCCUCGGGGACUCACUGCAGCCCAUCCAGAGGGGCCCAGCCCUGAGCUGCCCCUCUCCAGACCCCCAGGACAGGUGCUGAGAGACCUCGCUGGUCUCCCCCACCCUGUAGCAGGGCACUGCGGGGGCUCUGUGCAGCACACGGUGAUGUGCAGACCCUCAGGUGGUGCCAGGGCUCAGCAGGGGAGAGCUGGGACCACCCAGAACCCCGACACCAUCCCAGGUGCCCAGCACUGUCCCUUGCCUGGCUGUUCCCAUGGUGACCCAUCCUCUGGCAUUUGAGGGCAGGGCAGGGGUGUCCGGUGCCCCCUGCCCUGGGAAGUACCAGCGGUGAGUCCCAGGGCUGGGUGAGUGGGGAGGGGGGGGCAGUGGUGGACUGAGCGUGGGUCUCAUUCUCCUGUUCUGAGAACUGUGAUGCUGCUGUGGCUGCACCUUGGGGUGGCCCCAUGGAGUCCAGCCCAUAUAAGACCACAGCCCCCGGCCCUUCUGAGCCUGCAGGAGUGACACACCAGAGAUGCUGGUGCUGGUGGUACUGGUGCUGUGCCUCGUGCCUGCGGAACCCCUGACUGCCUUCCCCCCAAAGUUCCAGGUGGGGAAGCUGAACCAGGACGUGGUGCUACGAUGUGACACUUCAGAGCAGCACAUCUACUGGACACUGAAUGGAGACCAGGAGCCCAUGGCCGAACUGGUGCCCGAGGGCCAGAGCCUCACCAUCCUCGGCUUGGACCUGCCAGCCACGGGCAACUACAGCUGCUGGGCCGGCUCUGUCCUGCUGGACACCACCUACGUGGUGGUCAGCGGCACCGGCGAGGAGGAGAUCAACGUGUCCUGCCAGGCUGAGUCCUACAACGGCUCCUUCCACUGCUCCUGGCCCGGGCCCCCCUCUGCCGUCUUCCGUGCCCGUCUCACACGCAGCAACGGCUCCGUGGGGCCAUGGAUGCCAGUGGCCAGUAACCAUGGCCAGUUCAACACCAGUCUGGCAGACCCCUUGUUCUGCCCCUUCGGAGAGGAGCUGCACCCGCUCCAGCUGCACCUGGAGGGGCUCUCGGACACCUCCUACCUCAACCUCUCCAGGCACUUCUUCCUCCGUGACAUUGUGCGUCCUGACCCACCCCAGGAGCUGACCCUGCAGCAGCGGGGGGAGCAGCUCCACCUGGCCUGGGCCCCCCCGGCCUCCUGGCCGCUCCCCAAGUCCUACUUUGCGCUGCUCUACCAUCUGCAGUAUGAGCUCCACAACGGCACCCAGGUUGAGCAGUUCAUGGAGGGUGCAGAGGAGACACCGGUGCAGGCGGGCGCGCGGCGGGUGCGCAUCAGCUGCCGGGACCCCUACACUCCCCCGGCCUGGAGCCCCUGGAGCGCCUGGAUGGACUUCAGUGCACCCCAGUAACACCGGCUUCGAGGGUGCUGACCCUACAAACGGGCACCUCCUUUCCCCAGAACCCCCCUCCCUUUACAGCUCAAAAAAGGCUUUUUUUCCCCCUAUUAAAACGCUGGGAUCAGC